Felis catus (domestic cat) is the source of this 2461-nucleotide messenger RNA. RefSeq names its product G protein-coupled receptor class C group 5 member A (gene GPRC5A). Gene Ontology annotation, molecular function: G protein-coupled receptor activity; protein kinase activator activity. Gene Ontology annotation, cellular component: intracellular membrane-bounded organelle; plasma membrane; extracellular exosome. Gene Ontology annotation, biological process: G protein-coupled receptor signaling pathway. The record is from RefSeq and is a predicted model, not a curated record. The coding region runs from base 506 to 1579 and encodes 357 amino acids. Lineage: Eukaryota; Metazoa; Chordata; Mammalia; Carnivora; Felidae. The transcript has 5 exons.
GUGACUGUGCCGCUGACGUCAGGCGACUUUUGGUUCAUACCCUGGCACGGGGACUUUAUUUUCAUAACAGCAUGCAGUGCCGCGGAACUGGAAUAGGCGUGUCCUCUCCCCCUGACCCUCUCCCGCCCCGUGUCCCUCUGCUCACCCCCUCGCUUGUUCCCUCCCUCCGGCGACGGCUGCCUUUAUAACCGCUCAGCGCUGCGAGGGCGGGAUAGCUGCCUGCGGGCUUCUCCAGCAGCUAGAGGCUCCGGUGCCGCCUCCGACGCGCGCGAAACAAGCAGCCCAAGUUCACGCGCCACGGCCAGGGCAGAAGGACCCUUGUGAAUUUUGGGAAGCCGAUCGUUGAAGCCACCCCUUCUCUUGAUGAGAGUGUCAGGCUGUCAGUCCCACAGCUCUCCUUCCCUGGCUGUCCUUUGAGUUGCUCAGGAACCUUGGGGCUGAUGGAAGUUGAAUAUCCAAUAACAGCCCACUUUCUGGCAACAACUAGAUAGGACCCAGGACCAGCAUGGCCACGACAUCCCCUAGUGGUUGCCGCUCAAGCCUGGACGUCAAGUACCACAGACUUUGUGAUACCACUCAAAUCUGGGGCAUUGUCCUAGAAGCGGUGGCCGCAGUGGGGGCUGUGACCUCGGUGGCCUUCAUGCUCGGUCUCCUGAUCCUCAUCUGCAAGGUGCAGGACUCCAACAGGCGAAAAGUGCUCCCGACCCAGUUUCUCUUCCUGCUGGGUGUGCUGGGCAUCUUCGGCCUCACCUUCGCUUUCAUCAUCCAACUCGAUGGCAGUACAGGGCCCACCCGCUUCUUCCUCUUCGGCGUCCUCUUCUCCCUCUGCUUCUCCUGCCUGCUGGCUCAUGCUUUCAACCUGACGAAGCUGGUGCGUGGGAGGAAGCCCCUGUCCUUGCUGGUGAUGCUGGGCCUGGCCGUGGGCUUCAGCCUGGUGCAGGACGUCAUUGCUAUCGAGUACAUCGUCCUCACCAUGAACAGGACCAACGUCGCCAUCUUCUCUGAGCUUUCUGCCUCUCGGCGCAACGAAGACUUUGUCCUGUUGCUCACCUAUGUCCUUUUCUUGAUGGCGUUGACCUUCCUCGCGUCCUGCUCCGUCUUCUGUGGAUCCUUCACUGGCUGGAAGAGACACGGGGUCCACGUCUUCCUCACCAUGGUUCUCUCCAUUGCCAUCUGGGUGACGUGGGUCACCCUGCUCCUGAUUUCUGCCCUUGGCCCCGAGUGGGAUGAUACCAUCCUCAGCUCAGCCUUGGUUGCCAAUGGCUGGGUUUUCCUGUUGGCUUACGUUGCGCCCGAGUUUCAGCUGCUCACGAAGCAACGGAACCCCAUGGAUUACCCUGUUGAGGAUGCGUUUUGUAAACCUCAGCUCAUGAAGCAGAGCUAUGGUGUGGAGAACAGAGCCUACUCUCAAGAGGAAAUCACUCAAGGCCUUGAAGAGCUAGGUGAUACGCUCUAUGCUCCCUACGCCACCCAUUUUCAGCUGCAGAAUCGGACCUCCCAAAAGGACUUCUCCAUUCCGCGGGCCCAGACUCGGACUAGCCCUUACAAUGACUAUGAAGGAAGGAAAGGCGGCAGUUAGCUGUUCCGAAGAGUGGGGCGAACACAGCAAGUCAGCCAACCAGGGGGGUGUUCAAAGGGAUGUGGGCUACACCCGGAGUCGCCUAAGGAAACCGUACAGAACCUUUUGGGACGAGCUUUCCUUCCCUUCUGGAGUUGCUGGGGGGCUAACAGGACGGCAGGUCACAGCACUCUAGGGUUUUUCCUUCGUCCCAUACUUAGGAUCCGUCUUUUAAGCGGGAGGGAGUCUCAGGCAAACUCAGGGUGUGCCCCUCACUGUGCCCAGUCAUUUCACAAGCCAUGAGAGCUCUGCUCAUCUGACCGCUUACUGGCGCAGUUAGCUGCAGGUGCCAGCCUUUCUAACUCAAGACGGGUUUUGUGAGGACCGCUUGGCCCGGAGCAGAAUGGCAAAUCUGAGCAAAAACAGCCAAGGCCUGUCCCUGCCGAAAUCUACACUGGAGACCAACUCACUGGCACCCUCCCUUCUCGCCUGGGUAGGGGAGGCUCAAGGUCACCCUAAACGUUCUCAUCUCUGGUGCUCCCACAGGACCCCUGUGGGUCCGCAGCACCAAUUCCCAGGUCACCAUGCCCAAACAUGCUGUCCAUCCCCAGACUGAAGCUCCCCUGUACGCUUCACCAGAAGUCCCUCUUCUGUAGCUCGCCAGCGGGGAGAAGCCCGAUUUCUCUUUGGCAGGAGAAUCUGUGCACUGUUCUUGCUAUAAACUCCUGGCACUGAUCCUUCUCUCGGCGCCUUGCUCCUCAGCUUCUGUAAAUAGCUCUGCAUUGUGUUCACCACCUGUGUCCCGCAAGAGGACAUUGUCCUCCAAAGGAGAGUGUUCCGUGUGUAAUAAGUUAUUCACUGUUCCUCACUUGGAGAUGCAAUAAAGAUACGGUGGCAACUCUU